Molecule: messenger RNA, 930 nt
Organism: Python bivittatus (Burmese python)
Lineage: Eukaryota; Metazoa; Chordata; Lepidosauria; Squamata; Pythonidae
Source: RefSeq, a predicted model, not a curated record
UAUUUAGAUAAAACUCCACUAGCUGGAGAAAUGAUUCUCACCCACAGGAAAUCCAGGAGCAGGCAAGAAGACCCAGUCACUUCUUUUACCAGAAAUGGGUCCACUCUAAGCAGGAUCUGGAAAUGCCAAAACUGUGGCUGGGAAGGGUCUGUUCCAUGUUCCAUAAACCAAAGGAGACUUGCUCAACCAGGCGUUGUCCCAAGAUGCUCCAGGACAUUUCUAGAUGCCAGUACCCAAUGGUCCUCUACUGAUGCAGUCCACCUUAAAGAAAGUAAAGUUGCCCUAACUUUUCUGGGUGUUCCACACAAUGUUGCAAAGACGCUAUCAGAAGAACGUUGGUUAGCUGCUUGUUUCCCAGGCUAUCAACCCACCUCUGCCCUAACUAAUCACGCAGGGGAUAUUGAUUCCAUUUAUGAAUAUCCUUCUCCACUGGUCAGCACAACACUCAACACAGCCGCCUCAUUUGUUGAGAUGACCGCAACAGAGCCAACACUGAAGAAUCAGAACCAGGGAAUGGAUUUCCUGCAGAUUCGAGAAACAACACCCGUGGCCGUCACUGAUCACUCGGUGGACCUAUUGCCUCCAAAUAGGAUGGGUAUCAGAGGCUUGAGUGAAGAAACCCAGUAUCCGGAAUCACUGUUGGAGACUAUUGUAGUGGGCACGGAGCAAUCUUCAGAGGAAGGUGAAAAGGAUGUGGUGAGCCUAUCUUCCAAUGCUAGUGGUUACUUUUUCAGAACAGGCACAAAUCCAUCUUUGCAGGAGUUGCCUGUCUCCAUCACGAGGUCCAGUAAAGUCACCUUCUCAGACACUUCAAGACGUAUCAGUCAAAAGACUCCAAGCAUCACAUCCAUUUGCCCUUUGGUUCAAAAGAUGUACCAGAUUGAUUUUCCCCUUCCAGUUGAGGAGGAGGCCAAACCAAGUUCAAGGUGA